ACCAGCUCUGAAUAAAUUUGUUGAGCUGUCAGCAGAGUGAUGGAGUUCUGAGUUUUAAUGGGCAGUCGGUUUUUGGACAGAAGAAGUAAACGGAAGGGACUGUGACUUGUCUGUGAUAUAGACGGCAACGCUACCGAACUGCAAUUAGAGAGCAAUAAUUGAAGGGAGAGAGGAUGACGAUGAUGUCAAGAGAGGACGAAGAGUUUAGAGAACAAAGGAAGCUGAUCAGGGAACUGAGCGAAGGGCACCGGUAUGCACGACAGUUGCUGAGUUUGAUGGCAGCACCGUCGGACGACGACGGCCGGCACGAGAUGCAGAGGGUCCUCAUCGAGGCCGUCGUCCACUCUUUCGAGUCGGCCAUCGGCAUCCUGAAGCCCGACGAGGGCGGCCGGAGGACGGCGGGAGAGCCGGUUCUUGCUGUCCAGCUCUCGGAGAGCCCUGCGAGGGAGAAUGCAGAGGCUCAAGUGCGGGGAAGCUGUAAAAAGAGGAAACCGUCACAAAUUCCAGCAACUACGACAACGAUCUCCGCAGUCCAUGAGGAGGAUGGAUAUGCGUGGCGAAAGUACGGACAAAAGGAUAUUCUGGGGUCUAAAUUUCCAAGGAGCUACUUCCGUUGCACCCACAAGUUCGACCAAGGCUGCCCAGCAAUCAAGCAGGUGCAAAGGCUAGACCACAACCCUUCGCUCCUGCAGAUCACCUACAUGAGCAGCCACACUUGCAAGCCCACGCGCUGCAGUCCGGACCUUGCAGCAGCAGCAGCAGCAGCAGACCCAGCCGAUAGGCAAGAAUUUUUUCUAAACUUUGAAACCAACUCCAUGCCCUCCUCCUGCUUCCCUCCCCACUCCUCCUUUCCCAUCUUCAAGCAAGAAGACAAUGAAGACCUGCCGAACGAGCCUGCACACGGCCACCGGCCGGCCGCUCACUACUCUUCGCUGCAUCUCGGUGCCGACGGGCCCUUUGAUCUCUUGAAACAGCUGAGACUGGGCUCCUACGGUGGUGAAGUAGGUGCGGGGGACUUCAGUUUCCCGGGGUUUGACAUGGGCUUGGCGAGGCUUGUGGAAUUUGAUGAUAUCGAUUAAGUGAGAUCAUGGCCCUGUUCAGUACUAUGCAGCAAGAUAUGUAUUAAUCUCAUCCAACACAAUCUGAGAGUUUCCUGGAGUUACUGAACUGCUCUGCUAGCAGUGGAAAUGAUGAGCAAAUUCUUGGUUUUGAGUGGAACCCAAUUACCAUAAGUGCUUUUGGGGGCACCCCAGAAACUGCUUGUGAAGAGAAUCUGUGUGUACCAUUAGCAGCAAUUAAAGCCUGUUCUUUUCAACUUUAAGUUUUAGUUCUCCUGCUAAAUGAUAAGUUUGUGAGGAAUAAGGCGUUUACUUCGUUCACUGUACCGGAGUUAUUUCUACAAAGCCUUGUUCUGGUUAGUCUUUAGUAAGGGUGCUCCUCUCUCUUGCAGAAGAAGCUUGACGCGAUGCAAA
Molecule: messenger RNA, 1472 nt
Organism: Nymphaea colorata (pocket water lily)
Lineage: Eukaryota; Viridiplantae; Streptophyta; Magnoliopsida; Nymphaeales; Nymphaeaceae
Product: transcription factor WRKY19-like
Exons: 4
Coding region: 174-1079 (301 amino acids)
Biological process (GO): regulation of DNA-templated transcription
Cellular component (GO): nucleus
Molecular function (GO): DNA-binding transcription factor activity; transcription cis-regulatory region binding
Source: RefSeq, a predicted model, not a curated record